GACUCUCUUCCUGCUGCAUCACAGCAGCCUUUAGCAGCUCUGGUAGUACUUGUGACCGGGGUGACGGAUCAUACACCGCUGGCCCACAGAUACCAAAACCCUAACAGCAUCCUAACACGGUGUCAGGAAGCGGUCGCAGUGAGAUAACCCCGCUCCAGCUGUUGGGAUAUGGCGAGGCCGGAACAGGUUCUGCUUUUGGAGCCUCAGCACGAACUGAAAUUCAGAGGUCCGUUUUCAGACGUGGUCACCACAAAUCUUAAGCUCUCCAACCCUACAGACAGGAAUGUAUGUUUUAAGGUCAAGACGACAGCGCCCCGCCGGUACUGCGUGCGGCCUAACAGUGGCAUCAUUGACGCCGGCACUUCAAUCAACGUCUCUGUCAUGUUGCAGCCUUUUGAAUAUGAUCCCAACGAAAAGAGCAAGCACAAGUUUAUGGUCCAGUCCAUGCUAGCACCUCCUGACAUGACUGACAUGGAGGGAGUGUGGAAAGAAGCAAAGCCAGAGGAGUUGAUGGACUCUAAGCUGAGGUGUGUUUUUGAGAUGCCAGCGGAGAACGAAAAAACGCAUGACAUGGAGUCCAACAAGAUGUCGUCGAGCCUGCUGAAGUCAGAGUCCUCCUCGCUGUCUGGAAAGUCACUGAGUUCCACCCUGGAUGAUGGAGAGGUAAAAAAGAUCAUGGAGGAGUGUAAGCGGCUUCAGAUGGAGGCUCAAAGGCUACGGGAAGAAAACAAACAGAUUAAAGAGGAUGACGGCCUCCGGAUGAGGAAGGGCAACAUCAUGUCAUCCCCGCACGCCUCAGGCUCCAUGAAGCGGGAGGAAGGGUUGAGCGCCCGCUCCGUGGCCCUAAUCCUGCUGUUCUUCGUGAUCGGCGUCAUCGUGGGGAACUUUGUGUUGUAGAGCGCAGCGCUUCAGUCAGCUGCAGCAUGCUUUCAUGGUGGAUGAAAACAAACAGGGGAUUUUGGAUCAGAAUGCCAUAACUGCUGGGUGGGGGGUGGUACUAGUUUUGAUUCAGUCCCAUUUAUGUAAAAAGAAAAAAAAUAUAUACCAAUUAACUUAAAGGGUAAUCUAUGAGAGAAAAGAGGAAAAAAGACUCAUCUUAAGAACAAACAAACCUGCGUUAUCAUCACAUAAUCCUUCUGGCCUUCCUCCCAAUGUUUCGUGUUUUUCAGGCGGUUCGUUUCACUGGUCGGUGGGGGAACCGAUUCAUCUUUUAACUGGUAAUUCAGCUCAAUGAAUCCUCUAACACUGGUGACGUAGAGUUUGAUGCGACCUCUCUGGUCGCCACUGUGCAAAUGUCAUUUUAUCAGAUAGUUUUUUUUCUAAUUGAUGCACAUCAGAGCCGAUUUUAACCAACGACUCCACAGUUCGGUUGGUCCAGGUUCUCCUUAAGGUGGAAACCCGUUUUAAGGGAGGGAGGAUCCAAACAGUUGGGUUUGCACACAGGGCUGUAAAACGUUCUCCUGUUGGAGAAGCGCUUUGGUCAGUGUAAGAAACACUACAACAGGUGUUUUUAUUUCCUCACGCUUUUUUUCUUUCUGCCCUAAUUUAUUCCCAUUACCUGCCAGUCACUGAUUACACCCUUUAUUGUCAAAUGAGGAUGUUUGCAUGCGUUCACACGAGUGUUGCAUCUGGACUUUUGAAUCUAAUUUAAUUGCUUUUGUCAUUUGACUGUAAAUUUGCACAAUUUAAUUGCUGUUUUUUUCCUUUCUUUGUCUUUUUUUUUUUCCUCACAGUUGCAUUGUUUGAAUUAUUUUUUUUUUUUCUUGGGUAGGAGGUAAAUCAGACAAACUUUUCCAGUAGAACUGAAGUGACGAUUGGAUAGUUUCUAUACAGUAUGAAAGCUUUGCCUUGUGACCUGUUUGAAAAAGUUAUUCUCAGGCCAAGAUGGAGGAGUAAUUACAGUAUAUGAUACCAAACUAAGGCAGAUCAAAUAGUUUUCCCUGACAUCAGCAGGGGCCUGUGACCACAUCCUAACUGCAACAGGGGGAUAAAAACGCUCUUGUUUUGCUCCAUCUUCUGUUGAGCCAUACAUUUGUUGACAUUCUGUCUUAUUUCUAGGAAAUGCAUGAAAAAAAUCUGCCAAAUGCUAAAGCUGUUCCCCACUGCUGGAUUUCUUUUCCCUUCUUUGUUUCAUUGUGGAUUCAUCUCUGUUCUGAAUCACACACGUUAAAGCACUAAUCUUUCAAAAAGUCAUAACAGCUCUGCUGUUGUCUAAAGCAGCAGCAGUGAAUGAAUGCAGCCAGGUUAUAACGACGGUAUUGGGGGUGGGGGGGAUGAAACGAUGCUACAGGCUUUCAUCCAUAAGUCACAGAUUAUCAUUAAAUAUGGUUGAAGGGGAUUCUUAUUUUGCUUUCACUGAAGGUAAAACAAGCAGUCGGUGAUAUUGUUAUCCCACUGUGUA
Cyprinodon variegatus (sheepshead minnow) is the source of this 2401-nucleotide messenger RNA. Its product is annotated as vesicle-associated membrane protein-associated protein B-like. Gene Ontology annotation, molecular function: FFAT motif binding. Gene Ontology annotation, cellular component: endoplasmic reticulum membrane; plasma membrane. Gene Ontology annotation, biological process: endoplasmic reticulum membrane organization. Bases 169 to 897 code for a protein of 242 amino acids. The transcript has 6 exons. Lineage: Eukaryota; Metazoa; Chordata; Actinopteri; Cyprinodontiformes; Cyprinodontidae. The record is from RefSeq and is a predicted model, not a curated record.